AUGGAUAAUUUCCCCUACUACCGGCAAAACAGACAGGGCUGGCAAAACUCCAUCAGGCACAACCUCAGUCUGAACAAAUGCUUUGUGAAGGUUCCACGGCACUACGACGACCCAGGCAAAGGAAACUACUGGAUGUUGGAUCCAUGCAGCGAGGACGUGUUCAUUGGAGACCACCAACACAGCCGCUGUGACGUUAGCCGCAGCGGGAUCUUUCUACUGGCCCGUGCCGCCGUUCUUACCACUUCAGUCACCAGCGAUACAAUGAGUCUUUUGACUAAGCCUAAAUCAGAGAUGAGUGCAGAUGAGUUGCAGAAACGGGAGGAAGAGGAGUUCAAUACAGGCCCACUGUCUGUGCUCACGCAGUCUGUCAAAAACAACACUCAGGUCCUGAUCAACUGUCGCAACAACAAAAAGCUUCUGGGACGAGUCAAGGCUUUUGACAGACAUUGCAACAUGGUUUUGGAAAACGUUAAGGAGAUGUGGACUGAAGUUCCAAAAAGUGGAAAGGGAAAGAAGAAGUCGAAGCCUGUGAAUAAGGAUCGUUACAUCUCUAAAAUGUUCCUAAGAGGAGACUCUGUCAUCGUCGUCCUGAGAAAUCCACUCAUUACUGGAAAAUGA
Knipowitschia caucasica is the source of this 618-nucleotide messenger RNA. NCBI's taxonomy places the organism in Eukaryota, Metazoa, Chordata, Actinopteri, Gobiiformes, Gobiidae. The record is from the annotation of a GenBank genome assembly.